UUAAGACUUUAAAUGAACAUAAGAAGCAAACAUGGCCUCACGAGGUUCACCUUUGUACAAAGGAUCUGACCUGAUUCACGACUAUAGUUGCUUUACAUGUGAGGAAAAUGACCUGGACAUUGAAGCCCAACACUUCUGUCCACAGUGUGAACACUAUCUAUGUGACAAGUGCGUAAAGAUGCAUGCGGAUUAUUUAAAAAAACAUGUUGUGUAUGGGCGUGGAGAUAUUCAUAAGUGGGCGGGGUUCUCCAUGGAUAGAUGUGCCCAACAUGGAAAAGAGCUGGAGGCACACUGUAAUGACCAUAAUGAACUUUGCUGCAGUAUCUGUGUGACCCUUAACCAUAGGCUGUGUAGAAGCAUCAAUCCACUACCUGACCUGGCAAGAGACUUCCUGAAAACACCAGAGUUCAAGCAGCUGCCAGCAGCGGUGGAAAAAAUGAUGUGCAGACUAAAUGCGCUAAAAAUUGACAGGUUAAAAGACCAAGCUUUUCUGAAGGACUCAUACAAGAACAUAAUUGCUGAAAUCAAGGCUGUCCGCAAAGAAAUAAACCAGAUUUUAGACAAACUGGAGAAAAAGACAGUUGAACAGUUGGAUCGCAUUAUGGAAGAUUUAGAAAAGACUAUUAAAGAUGAUUUAGAAACUUGUGCCCAUAUACAUGACCAACUCAGUACAAUGAUUACGAAAAUCAAGCAGAUUGCUGGUAUAAACAAGGAAAACAGUUCCUACAUUGGUUUCCGAAAAUGCCAGUCUAAAUUGAGUGAAGCCGAGUGUCUAGUGCAGAAAAUACAGGGAAAAGAACAAAUGAUGUUUAAAUCUGAUAAAGAUGUAUUAUCAUUUCUGAGAAAAUUUAACAGCCUUGGAAAUGUGGAUAGUAUUCAUGUAUACAAGGCUCAAAGUUCAAGUCGGUGUGAAGUUAGAAUAAAGAAGGACAAGAAAGAGUGCGAUAUUGUAGGUAUAUGUGAGUUAUCCAGUGGAGAGGUGGUUGUUGCUGAUAAAACCAAUUCAAGAGUAAAGCUUCUGAGCAGUCAGUAUGUGGUCAUUAGUAACUGUAAGAUGCCUUCCCCUCCCCAAAACUUGUGUCAUACCACAGGCAGUGAAGUAGCAGUAGCUGUCGGUGACAUCAAUACUACAGUGGGGAUCCACUUCCUCACAGUGACAAAAAAUAAGCUGCAGGCAGUGAGAAAGUUCACCACAGACCAUAAUUUCUACUCCAUUGCCCACCACCAGGGCCAGCUGUAUGUAUGCUCUCAGAAUGCCCUGUACGUGUACACUUUGGAUGGAAACAUCAUAAAGAAGAUUUGUUUUGAUAAUUUUCCAUCGUGUGUGUGUGUAUCUCCUGAUGGGGAGAGUAUUUAUGUGACUAUUCGAGGUAAAUUAAUAACACUUGAUACAUCUGGUCGUGUGUAUUCUACAGUAGAAGAUCCUGACCUUGGAGAGCUAUCUGGACUAUGUGUUAGCCCCAGUGGCCAUGUGUUUGUGUGUGGGCGGGGGUCCCACACUGUGGUACAGGUGGAUCAGGAGGGGAGAAGAAAGCUGACCACAGUGGUCAGGCAGGCUGAUGGCUUGUGGCUCCCUCAGUCAGUGUGGUUCAGUGAACAAACCUCUACCCUCAUGGUUGGGAAUGAUGGGAAGGACGACAUCACAGUUGUCAAGUUGUGUUAAACUAUCAAUUCG
Mya arenaria is the source of this 1675-nucleotide messenger RNA. RefSeq lists its product as uncharacterized. The coding region runs from base 32 to 1663 and encodes 543 amino acids. Gene Ontology annotation, cellular component: nucleoplasm; chromatin. Gene Ontology annotation, biological process: positive regulation of DNA-templated transcription. The transcript has 2 exons. NCBI's taxonomy places the organism in Eukaryota, Metazoa, Mollusca, Bivalvia, Myida, Myidae. Gene Ontology annotation, molecular function: ubiquitin-protein transferase activity; protein binding. The record is from RefSeq and is a predicted model, not a curated record.